AAAAAGGGGAGGCGAUUUUUUUUUCUUUCUCCCAAACUUCCGUCAUCCUACCGUACUUACGCCAUAGUCAUCCCGCGGCAAAGCAAGGUACCUUCGGGUGGCGCUGCAUCAACUGUAUCAGGUUCAACUUGCCACGAAACCCUUCAGCUUUUCAACUUGUGAUACUCGGGAAAGGGCUGGAUUAAUCUCAUUGAUUUAUUCUUGUUCUGCCUUUCAACUAAAAUGGGGAGAAAACCAACAUUUUCAAACCCGGGGAACCCCCCGCUCACUGAUAUCACCACGUCUCUGCCCAGACGAACCUCUGCGAGAUUGGCUCGAACAUCGUUGACAUCUUCCGUCAAGAACCUGGAUAAUACUCAAGGGGAUGCGGGGGUUGGUAGAGAUUUGAGACCAACGGGCAAGGCUGGGUGUCCCCGUGGGACGACCCUCGAAGUUGCAAUCCCUGUGAAGAAGCCUCCGCCCUCUUCUCCUUCGGCAUCGUCCGUCCCAGCCGAAGAUGAAUUAGCAGAUGAGACUCAUGCUUACAGUACUCCGGGAACCAGCAUUGCUGUUACUCCCGUCGAAUCAGAUGUAAGCAGGCCGAGCAAAAGAAUCAAUGCUUCCGUGCGAGCCCGGGAACUACGAUCAAGCACCAUGUCUUUGUACGCAACACGACCACUCAAGAGAUCGUCUGCGGCACUGUCAGCACGCUUUGGUACUCCCGAGGACUCCGACGCAGCUUUGGCCCGAGCUCUACAAGCCCAAGAGUACGAAGAACCACCCUUUAAACUACGAAAAGCUUUGAGUCAUGCUUCUGUCGCAGCAGCAGAGGACUCCAUUGGUCUUAAGCGCGAUUUGGCUGCACUUGAAUCUGAUUACGAUACAGAUGAAGAUGAAAGUGAGCAAAGGCUUCCCCAAUUAAUGGCACCACAGCGCCGAGUCCGAAGGUCUCUUCGAUCAGCGAACAAGAGUACCGCCCUUUAUCAAGCCCCUCACGAUGUACUUGAAGGUGGUCUAGAUGACGAGUAUGAAAGCGACGCUAAAUUCACCAAUUCUACGAGUUCCUCGAGUGAAGAAGAUAAACCUUUAAUACGACAGAAUAUUCCAACCGUAAGGAUGGUUCAAAAUUCUAGAGCCCGUGCUGGGAAUUCAAGAAUUUCACGCAGAGCAACUACAGUCGUUCACCCAGUGCCAGAUGAGAUCGGGAUGAGCAAUCGGGCCUUGAGAGAAAGAAGAAAACUCGAAAAGCAACAUCCAUACAUUACAAAAAUGUGGGAUGAUUUGAGAAAUACGCCUCCUGUCCAACCGGUAAUGGCAGAACAGCCCUCGGGGAUAUCAAGAACGCUCAAGCCAUUCCAGCUUGAAGGUCUGAACUGGAUGAUGCAACAAGAAAAGACACAGUACAAAGGAGGAUUGUUGGGCGACGAGAUGGGCAUGGGCAAAACCAUCCAAGCAGUCUCACUGCUCAUGUCUGAUUACCCUGUUCACAGGCCGUCCCUUGUUGUUGUUCCCCCAGUUGCACUAAUGCAAUGGCAAUCGGAGAUCAAGGAAUACACAAGCGGUCAGUUAAAGGUUCUUGUCCAUCAUAAUUCAAACCCCAGGGUCAAAACACUCUCAAGGGAAGAUCUUCAGGCUUAUGAUGUGAUAAUGAUAUCUUAUUCUGGCCUUGAAUCCAUACAUCGCAAAGAAUGGAAGGGGUGGAAUCGUAGUGAUGGGAUUGUGAAGGAAGACAGUGUUAUCCACUCAAUUCAGUUUCAUCGAUUGAUCCUGGACGAGGCGCAUAGCAUUAAGCAACGUACAACUAGCGUUGCCCGUGCAUGCUUUGCCCUGAAAGCUAACUAUAAAUGGUGUCUCUCUGGUACACCGGUUCAGAACCGGAUUGGAGAGUUUUUUUCCCUUCUUCGCUUCCUGGAAGUCCGUCCUUUUGCCUGUUACUUCUGCAAACAGUGCAAAUGCCAGCAGCUGCAUUGGUCCCAAGACGCAGAGAAACGAUGCACUGAAUGCAGACAUAGUGGAUUCAGCCACGUCUCAGUCUUCAACCAGGAAAUAUUGAAUCCCAUCACCGAGAGGGAUAAUGCUCAUGCCCGAAAGGAGGCACUGUCAAAGUUGCGCCUCAUAACUGAUAGAAUCAUGCUCAGGCGAGUAAAGCGAGACCAUACAGCUUCGAUGGAGCUCCCACCAAAACGUGUGAUUCUUAAAAAUGAGUUCUUCGGGGAGAUCGAGCGGGAUUUCUCUCGGAGUAUCAUGACUAACUCUUCGAGGCAAUUUGAUACCUACGUGAGCCGCGGCGUCAUGCUGAACAAUUAUGCUAAUAUCUUCGGGCUUAUCAUGCAAAUGCGCCAAGUGGCAAAUCACCCAGAUCUUAUUUUGAAGAAGCACGCAGAGACUGGGCAAAAUGUUCUUGUCUGCAGCAUCUGUGACGAACCUGCAGAAGAAGCAAUUCGCUCCCGUUGCCACCAUGAGUUUUGCCGCAGGUGUGCCAAGGACUAUGUUCAGUCGUUUGAUGCAAACUCCAUUAUCGAUUGCCCUCGGUGUCAUAUUCCUCUGUCGAUAGAUUUCGAACAGCCCGAUAUCGAGCAAGAGGAAGAACACAUCAAGAAAAAUUCCAUAAUCAAUCGGAUCCGAAUGGAGGAAUGGACAUCAUCGACAAAGAUCGAGAUGCUCAUUUAUGAACUAUACAAACUGAGAAGCAAAAAGCAAACGCUGAAGUCUAUUGUUUUCUCUCAGUUCACUUCAAUGUUGCAGCUUGUGGAAUGGCGUCUGCGUCGGGCUGGUUUCAACACCGUCAUGCUAGAUGGCACAAUGACGCCCGCGCAGCGUCAAAAGUCCAUCGAAUAUUUCAUGAACAAUGUGGAUGUUGAAGUCUUUUUGGUGUCUCUCAAAGCCGGUGGUGUGGCUUUGAACCUAACAGAGGCAUCGAGGGUUUUCAUAGUUGACCCAUGGUGGAACCCGGCUGCUGAAUGGCAAAGUGCUGAUCGAUGCCAUCGAAUCGGCCAACGUCGGCCCUGCGUUAUUACCCGACUCUGCAUUGAGGAUUCGGUGGAGUCUCGCAUUGUGAUGUUGCAAGAGAAGAAGGCCAACAUGAUCAAUGGGACCAUCAACAAGGAUCAAGGAGAAGCUCUAGAGAAGCUCACCCCGGAAGAUAUGCAGUUCUUGUUCAGGGGAUCUUGAUGGGACGAUUAAGGGAUGGCGGGAGAGGAGGGGGAGGAGGGGGAGGAGGGCGAGGAAGGGGGAUUCAACUGCAGAUACCAUCCUGCAACUUGCUAGAAAAAGGCCGUUUGAUGGCUUCCGCAGGUAGCAUCUAAAUGGUGGAUAGCGAAGCCACGGGCGGAGAUAAUAGAAUGGCCAAGAUUCGACAUACGUUGGUCAGCUAAAUCACUUUUGGGAGCCAACCAAACAAACUGUCGCCUUCUAGUGUAGCAGUCCUCGGUACGGGGUAAGAGGCUCUAGAUAUGCUCUUUGAAGUGUAUAGGGUACCUGGUAGGC
Molecule: messenger RNA, 3465 nt
Organism: Aspergillus heteromorphus CBS 117.55
Lineage: Eukaryota; Fungi; Ascomycota; Eurotiomycetes; Eurotiales; Aspergillaceae
Product: DNA repair protein RAD16
Exons: 11
Coding region: 223-3150 (975 amino acids)
Molecular function (GO): metal ion binding; ATP binding; ATP-dependent chromatin remodeler activity
Source: RefSeq, a predicted model, not a curated record